Messenger RNA from Phycodurus eques (leafy seadragon), 1444 nucleotides. It is a transcript of the gene snx15, whose product is annotated as sorting nexin 15. The transcript is spliced from 7 exons. Gene Ontology annotation, molecular function: phosphatidylinositol binding. NCBI's taxonomy places the organism in Eukaryota, Metazoa, Chordata, Actinopteri, Syngnathiformes, Syngnathidae. The coding region runs from base 81 to 1187 and encodes 368 amino acids. The record is from RefSeq and is a predicted model, not a curated record.
AGUGAGUCGGGAGGCGGAGGUGCUCUCGCGCUCUGCGUCCAAACGCGUUGUUUUUGUUGUAUUUCUCGCCAAGAACCGAUAUGUCACGGAAAGCAAAAGAAGAAUACUACCGCUUCUUUAGCGUCACCGACAUACGCACGCACGAGAAAGGACACACGGAGUACAAAGUGACGGCAAGGUUUGUGUCCAAGCGUUGCCCGGAGGACGUGAAGGAGGUGGUGGUGUGGAGGAGGUACUCGGAGCUGAAGAAGCUCCACGGCGAGCUGGCCUUCACGCACAGGAACCUGUUCCGGAAACAGGAGGAAUUCCCGCCGUUUCCACGAGCGCAAGUCUUCGGAAGGUUCGAUGAGGCCGUGAUCGAGGAGAGGAGGAAAGCUGCAGAAGCCACGCUGGUCUUCUCGACGAGCAUACCCGCGCUCUACAACAGCCCGCAGCUCAAGGACUUCUUCAGGGGCGGAGAUGUCACGAGGCCUCUGGAUCCCUCGCCUGCGUCCUCCACCGGGAUCCUGCCUCCUCCUCUCAUCCCCCUGCCCGAGCGCAGCGCCUCGGACUGCGAGCCCGCAGAGGAGGAGGCGGGCAGGGAGGCGCCCACUUUGCCCCAGGACCUGGGCACCAACCUGGGGAUUGACGUGGGAGAGCCUGAGGUGGCGGCUGAGGCCUACAGCGAGAUGGGGGAAGAAGGUGGGGGAGACGUCGCGCCGGACGACAGAGUCACGUCUCCGCCCGGAACGAGCGCAUCGCAAGCGUCUCAGGAGGAGUUUGAGUCACUUUUCGCGGCGGCGCCGGAAGGGUGCUGCGCCUCGCCACCGAAGGAGGACGCUCGGCCUUCGCUGUCCGACGACGACCUGGCCGUCUUUGAUCCCUGCUAUAAGCGAGACGGAUGUGAAUCCUGCGGCAGCCAUUCCGAGUUGUUGCGGUUGCCUACGAGGAGCCCGGAAAACGAGGCGGCGUAUUUGAAGCAAGCGACCGCCGAGCUGACGUCUGCCGCGGCGAGGGAGACGGCGGGAGAAGUGAGCGCCGCCAUUUGCGGAUACAGGACGGUGGUUGACAUACUCAUCACUGGAGUGAAAGACGAUCCGGAUCCAGCACGAAAGGAGUCGGUCAAGCGACGGAUCGCGCAGUAUCUGGAGCAUGCGGAGAAGUUGCUGGACGGACGAAGCUCGCCCGCCCAUGCGGAGGGCCGAUGAGGAACAGAAAUCGUAUAAAAAAAAAUAAUAAUAAUAAUAACAAUUUCUAAAUCCUCAGGACCGACCUUGUAAAAACAUUUUCAUGGUGGUUACUGGCUGGUUUGGACCAAAACAUUCACAAAUACACUGUAAACGCUCACUACAGACUGUUGAUAACAUCUUUAAUUCACCCAAAAUGUCCUUUUACUAUAAUUUCUCGUUGGAUGUGUGUGUACGGAGUAAUUUGCACUGUUGUAUUAAUAAAUAGUUUUGAUUGA